AUGUUUACAUCCCGACUUCCAAGAACAGUCCCCUGCGGGAAAGAAAUCACGAAAACAACACAAUACCUCAGAUUAUAUUCAACCUCUUCUAAUAUUCCCGACGCAGCAACAAUAGCAUCCUCAUUCCUCAGUAAAUUCCAAUCCCGCGGCCCACAAACCCGCACUCAACUGCUAGACGCAAAUCAACUACAUCUCCUCACACUGACUCUCAAUCGACCACACUUGUACCCUUCAACCACUCCACCUUCUGCUACUUCUACUUCUACUUCUACUGCACCGAAAAUUGGAACUCCGCUCCCACCAGGCUAUCAUCUCGUAUACUUCACACCCUCAUUCCUUGAAUCCGAGCUCGGCGCCGAUGGGACUGAUACAUCAUACAACCCCUCCGCACCAUUUACGCGCCGCAUGUGGGCCGGCGGGGAAGUCAGAUGGCCUCGCAUGAGCGACGGAAAGCCGAAUUUGUUGAGAGUAGGCCAAACGGUCACAGAGACAACUAAGGUGCUAAGUGCGGAGCCGAAGGUUGUGCGCAAAUCGGGCGAGGAGAUGAUUGUGGUGGGCGUGGAGAAGAGGUUUGAGAAUGAGAGGGGGCUUGCUGUUGUUGAUCGGAGGAAUUGGGUAUUCCGUGAAGCGCUCCCGUAUCCACCCCAACCAUCAGCAAGCAGUACAACAGAUAAAAAGGACGAUAUACCAUCCCCAAUAGCCUCAGCAAAGACUCUUUCAACUCCUCAACAAUUCAUCACAGAUGAAGCAGAAGGGAUAUACAGACGCCCCCUUCGCCAAACACCAGUCUCCCUCUUUCGUUUCUCAGCGCUAACCUUCAAUCCACACAAAAUCCACUACUCUUUUCCCUGGUCGCGCGACGUCGAAGGACACCGCAACAUCGUGGUCCACGGGCCACUGAAUCUAGUCAACAUUUUAGAUUUCUGGCGCGAUAUUCAGUUCUCAAAACUAAGAAAGCAAGGGCUAAUAGUGGCUAGUGAGGAAGGAUUGAUUGUACCGACGAGUAUAGCGUAUAGAGCGACGAAUCCGUUGUAUGCGGAUGAGGACUACGAGAUUGUUUUAGAAGAAGAUGCUGAAAAGGGGGGGAGUAGGGUGAAUGUGUUUAAUCAUAAUGGGGUUGUGUCGAUGAAGGCGGAUAUCAAGGCAUGA
Talaromyces amestolkiae is the source of this 1149-nucleotide messenger RNA. RefSeq lists its product as uncharacterized. The transcript is spliced from 2 exons. Bases 1 to 1149 code for a protein of 382 amino acids. Gene Ontology annotation, molecular function: (3R)-hydroxyacyl-[acyl-carrier-protein] dehydratase activity. Lineage: Eukaryota; Fungi; Ascomycota; Eurotiomycetes; Eurotiales; Trichocomaceae. The record is from RefSeq and is a predicted model, not a curated record. Gene Ontology annotation, cellular component: mitochondrion.